Mycotypha africana is the source of this 2023-nucleotide messenger RNA. Its product is annotated as kinase-like domain-containing protein. The transcript has 2 exons. Gene Ontology annotation, molecular function: ATP binding; protein serine/threonine kinase activity. Lineage: Eukaryota; Fungi; Mucoromycota; Mucoromycetes; Mucorales; Mycotyphaceae. The coding region runs from base 301 to 1899 and encodes 532 amino acids. Gene Ontology annotation, biological process: protein phosphorylation; intracellular signal transduction. The record is from RefSeq and is a predicted model, not a curated record.
AUUGCAAUAUAAAAAAGUAAAAGUGGAAGCCGAAUGUUAUAUAUAGACUAUGAAGAAAACAUAGGGACAGCCAAGACACACACACACACACUCACACACUCACUCAUUCACACACUACACACGUUAUUCAACUUUCUCGUUAACUAUAUAAAGGCAGGUUUCUAUGGGGAACUUGGCUUGGGGUUUCUUUUUCGUUCCCCUUAUUUUAAGAAAGGAUUAUAAACCAACUAUAGGCAACCCUUCCCCUUUUCUUUUCACCCAAGAAUAAAGCUUCCUCACUUUUAUUCAGCAUCUGUUACAAUGGAUUACAUAGAGCCACAACCUACGAUUUUACUAUCGCCUGCACCUCUACAACAGCAACAACAGCACUGUCAACAGGAGAUCAAAGAAAGUGAGGAUGACAGUCGAGAGCAACUAUUACUCUUACCACCGGCAACAUCACUUUUAUGUACUACUGACUCGAGUGAGGUGGAAGGCCAUCGACAUCGCAUCCAUCCGCUCAGGAUAUUGACAAAAAAAUGGUCCAAUCUAUCCUUACGUUCUUCUUCGGCCUCCUCUUGCUUGCAAUCACCUGCAACAGAGAAUGAAGAGGAAGCAGCUCCUGCCCUUACUUCCAGUAUCUUACUCUCACCAAGUAAUGCUUUUAGCCACAGAAGCUACAGCAACAGCAACAGCAACACAUCAGCGUCGUCGAAACAAAGUAGUUUGUGUUAUUCACCACCUUCACCUACCGUUUCUGCAUGUUCUACGCCUUGCGGGGAAAGGGCACAACCGUCGAUCUUAUUACAGCAUAAAUAUACAAAUUAUAAAAAAGACAAGGUGAUUGGUCAUGGAUCCACGGCUAAAAUAAGGUUGUAUGUGAAGGGACAGCCGCGAGAGGGCGAUGAAGAUAGGCAAGAGAAGGAAAGAAAAAAGAGUCCCAACGAGCCACCAACACAACCGAAUAUCAUUGCCGUCAAGACGUACCGUCCACUAAAAAAAAGAUAUUAUUACUCUAAAGGAAAGAAAAGCCAAAAAGGCUAUGAUAAGCGAAUGGUGAGUGAGUUUUGUAUUUCGAAAACCUUGGUGCAUCAACAUAUUGUGCAAGUCUAUGAUCUACUCAAAGAUAAGAAGGGACGAUGGUGUACAGUCAUGGAAUAUUGUGCAGGUGGUGAUGUAUUCUCUAUAUUACACGAAUUUGAUUUAAGCGAUGCAGAAAUUGAUUGCUUAUUUAAACAAUUAUUAUUGGGAGUACAACAUAUCCAUACGAGUGGCGUGGUGCAUCGUGAUAUAAAACCUGAAAAUCUAAUGAUGACAAGAAAUGGUAUACUCAAAAUUGCUGAUUUUGGGGUUGCUGAAGUGGUGCAGUUGUGUUUUGAUGCAGAGACAAGACUGGCGCAAGGUAGAUGCGGGUCUGAACCUUACUGGCCCCCUGAACUCUUUUCUCUCAAUGCCCAUGGUAGUAGUAGUAGUAGUAGUAGUAGUAGUAGUAGUAGUAGUGGUAGUAGUACUAGUAGCAGUGAUAGUGAUGUUGAUCAUGGAGACAACGGCAAUAGCAAUGAUAUAGCUCAACAGCAGCAGCAGCAGCAGCAGUUGAAUCACUAUCUCUAUGACGGAAAAGCGUUUGAUAUCUGGAGUUGCGCUGUUGUAUGGCAUUGUUUGAUCUAUCGCCAAAUACCAUUUUUCAAGGCAUGCUCGGAGGACCCUCAAUACGAAGAGUAUACAGCGGUGCGAGAGCGUCGUGAAUGGAUUCCUCUCUCUAAAUGCUUUGAUCAUGAAAAGGAAUGCUUGUACAAUAUGUUUGAACCCAAUCCCAAGAAAAGGUGGACUAUCCAACAAUGCCUGGAUUCUGACUGGAUCAAGAGCAUCUCGUUAUGUUACGAAAGCUAUGAACGUCAUCGACAUCAUCAUGUACUCUAAUUUUUUCUUAUAAAGUAGAGGUUGAAAAUCUUUUCUUUUUUUUUUUUCUUUUUUUUUAUAUACAUAUAUAUGUAUGAUUGGGAGAAGAUGAUAAAUAAAAGAAACUAGAAUACCAUUACAUUGG